CUUCUUCGAAACCCUCUAUUGCAUUUCCCGUGCACAAAUACUGACAAGCUCUUCGCAAAGGAUAUCCUAUCAUCCUUGUCUGGUUCUCUGGCCUAUGUCUGAAACUCUAGCCAUCCCUUUUGAUGUAACGGCAGUCACGCAAGAUGAGCUGGUCUCUCUGGGUCUGAAGGGAAGCUACAUAUCGCACCGUAACUCAAUCCCGGAGGCAGUGUUAGUCAUUGAGAAGGAAGAGGUGCACCGGGUGCCCGUGUCUGCAUUCUAUGCGAAAGCAUUUCAUGCAUUCAGCUACAAAUUUGAACUCCUCAAAUUCACCAUCGCCAAGCUUCUGAAAGCCCGACACGAAGGAAUGCUGAUUACUGUCAGGUUGAUUCAGACCUUUCUCUACAUGGACAGAUUGCGCGAUAGGUUCUUCGAGGAAAUGCUGAACUCAGGCUCCGGCCGGUCGCCUGCAUUUGACUACUACCUGUGGUUGGAUUGGCUGUGCAAAAUCAAUCCCUGGUCGAAAUGGUGCUCUAGCGAACACGACGAUGGCAUCAGAAGGAAGGCUGAGCAGCAAUACGGUGUCACGUCUGAGUCCGUCUCAUCUGGAGUGAAGAAUAUCGAGGACAUAGUCGACUGGAAGGUGUAUCAAGAAUCCCGGAUUGAGCCCGUUGACAGCUGUGGAUUUGGGUAUCGGUUGAAGCCCAUUGGAAGGGCGAUCCCGGAGGCCAGCGAGUGGUCCAAGGCCAUCAUAGCAGCCAUCAUCCCACCUAUCAUUCAAGAUGCCGAUGUCUCCAUGGAGCUUGAGCCGGGUGAAAUACGCGAGACAGAUAUGGGCAGCGAUACCAAUCAAGGAGUGACAUCCCGAUUUCCGAGUGCGGCCGUACCGAUGACAGCAGAGGUCCCCAGGAGUGAGACAUACAACGCGAUGCUGAAGGGAGACGAACUCUUUAGAUUAGCAGAGGUGGCUCGUUCGAAGUACAAGAUUCCUCGGGCUACUCUCCACAUCCACAGUGACAUGGAUGCUGGGGCAGGGCAACCAGCCCAGCCGCCCAACGAGAAGAAGCGUGGCUCCGAUAAUACCUCAACUCGCAAAAGCACCAAACGUCGUAGGAGACGACGCUGUGUAGACAAACGGGAGGUUUUAUAUCCUGAAAAUAAGCCGGAAUAGUUAUCAGAUUGGUUUCAUGUUCCUGUGCUCGGACCAGUCGCUCUGGCGGAGCUAACGUUGACAUCGGAGGGCGAAAUCGUUGACAUAUGUCACGUACGCGACGUCAAACCUCAUAUGAGGGAGAGCUCCGCCAGGAGCGGCUGGGCACACUUGUCGGCUGUUCGCAGGGGCAACGCGAUCUCAACGUUUGGACUUAGUCAAAUUUCGAUGCCUGAAAUACAAAAUCAUCCAUAGCUCCCUCCCUUGUCCUCGUAUCGUAACAAAACUAUGCAUACCA
Messenger RNA from Coniophora puteana RWD-64-598 SS2, 1427 nucleotides. RefSeq lists its product as uncharacterized. The transcript has 4 exons. Bases 95 to 1150 code for a protein of 351 amino acids. Lineage: Eukaryota; Fungi; Basidiomycota; Agaricomycetes; Boletales; Coniophoraceae. The record is from RefSeq and is a predicted model, not a curated record.